AUGUAUAGUGCAGUUCCAAAAUUAGCAGAUAUUUAUGCAACACCCAAACCAGAACUUCCGGAUGAUGAUUUGACUUUUCUUCGAUCUAUGAUCGAGAAGCCAGAACCACCGCCAGAUCCAAUUGAUUUUAAUUUUCUUAAAAAUGAAUUGGCAAAAAGGCGUCCUGCACCAGUUCCAAAACCGAAAGGAAUUGAACUUAUUGAGCCACAAACUAAACCUUCAAAACACAUCCCAAAAUAUCUUACAACAGGAAAAACGUCAGCAUUCUCAAAACGAACAGAGUCAAGGCCAACUACUACAUUUAAAGAAAGAGAUGAGCAACCACAACCUCCAAAACCUGAAAUUAAAAAAGAAUCCGCCACAAAUUCGCCACCAAGCAACAACAAUCAAUCGAUAGCUCCACUUGCAUUAGAAAAUACUGUAGAACAUGUUGAGCGAAAAGCUAUCAAAAAACCAAAGAAAUAUUAUGGAUAUAGAUAUAUUGGUGAUUUAGACGGAGAAAUAGGUGUUUUAUCAGCAAAAAUAGAUGUAGAUAAAGAGAAAGAUCGAAAUAUUGCAGAAGAUUUUGCAGAACUUCCGUAUCUUACAAAUACGUAUAAAAAACCUGCUCCUCCAGUAGUUAAACAAAAGAGAGUUAAGCCUCGCGAUUUAUUCUCUAUUAGCAUUUCGCCAGACUCUAAAGAAGCUGCUAAACAAAGAAAUCAAUCAAAAUUGGAACUUGAACAACAGAUUAUUAAGUCAUUAGACCCGGUUGAAGGUGACACUCAAUUGUAUUUACAAACCGAAACUGGAAAAUUACUUCCUAUUGUUGUAUCUCGUUUGAAAGAUUAUUGA
Trichomonas vaginalis G3 is the source of this 834-nucleotide messenger RNA. RefSeq lists its product as uncharacterized. The coding region runs from base 1 to 834 and encodes 277 amino acids. NCBI's taxonomy places the organism in Eukaryota, Parabasalia, Trichomonadida, Trichomonadidae. The record is from RefSeq and is a predicted model, not a curated record. The transcript has a single exon.